Messenger RNA from Saccharomyces kudriavzevii IFO 1802, 1434 nucleotides. It is a transcript of the gene PUT1, whose product is annotated as proline dehydrogenase. Gene Ontology annotation, molecular function: proline dehydrogenase activity; FAD binding. NCBI's taxonomy places the organism in Eukaryota, Fungi, Ascomycota, Saccharomycetes, Saccharomycetales, Saccharomycetaceae. Bases 1 to 1434 code for a protein of 477 amino acids. Gene Ontology annotation, cellular component: mitochondrion. The transcript has a single exon. The record is from RefSeq and is a predicted model, not a curated record.
AUGAUAGCUUCCAGAAGCUCUUUACUAGUUACUAAAUCCCGUCUGCCCUCGCUAUGCUACCCUUUGGUGAGCAGAACCUAUGUGUCAAAAACUCCAACACACUCUAACACAGCAGCUAACCUGAUGGUUGAAACGCCAGCCUCCUCCAACACCAACGGCAACAGCGUGAUGGCGCCUCCGAACUCAAUCAACUUUCUGCAGACACUCCCCAAGAAGGAACUGUUCCAACUGGGGUUCAUCGGUAUUGCGACCUUGAACAGCCUCUUCCUCAACACGAUCAUCGGGUUGUUCCCCUACAUCCCCAUCCCAGUAAUAAAAUUCUUCGUCUCUUCCCUGUACUGCGGUGGUGAAAACUUCAAAGAGGUGAUUGAAUGCGGUGAGCGCCUGCAAAAGAGGGGUAUAUCGAACAUGAUGCUCUCACUAACCAUCGAAAACUCGGAGGGUACUAAGAGUCUCACCGGUGCCUCCGUCGACCACAUUGUUCAGGAAACCAUCAGCUCCGUCCACAACAUUUUACUGCCCAACAUCAUCAACCAACUGGAAUCCAAGCCAGUCAACGACAUUGCUCCCGGUUAUAUCGCUUUGAAGCCCUCUGCUUUGGUGGACAACCCCCACGAAGUCUUGUACAAUUUCAGCAACCCGGCUUUCAAGGCGCAAAGAGAUCAACUGAUAGAUAACUGUUCCAAGAUCACAAAGGUGGUUUUCGAAUUGAACCAAGCCUUGCUGGAAAAAUAUCCUGGAAGGAAAGCUCCCUUCUUGGUCUCCACCAUCGAUGCUGAGAAAUAUGACUUGCAAGAAAACGGGGUCUACGAGUUGCAAAGAAUCCUAUUCCAGAAAUUCAAUCCUGUUUCGUCUAGACUGAUAUCAUGCAUCGGUACGUGGCAGUUAUAUUUAAGAGAUUCCGGUGAUCAUCUUUUGCACGAAUUGAAACUGGCCCAGGAAAAUAGCUAUAGGCUCGGAUUGAAGUUGGUUCGUGGGGCCUAUAUCCAUUCUGAAAAAGACCGUAACCAAAUCAUCUUUGGUGAAAAAACGGACACUGACGAAAAUUACGACCGUGUCAUCACGCAAGUGGUAAAUGACCUAAUUAUUAACGGCGAAGACUCUUAUUAUGGUCACUUGGUCGUCGCCUCUCAUAACUACCAAUCUCAGAUGCUCGUGACCAAUUUGCUAAAAUCUGCUCAAGAUAACUCAUAUGCCAAAUCAAACAUCGUCCUGGGCCAGCUAUUAGGUAUGGCCGACAACGUCACCCACGACCUAAUCACCAACCAUGGCGCCAAGAACAUCAUCAAGUAUGUCCCAUGGGGUCCACCUUUGGAAACUAAGGACUAUCUCUUAAGGAGAUUACAGGAAAACGGGGAUGCUGUGAGAUCUGAUAAUGGCUGGCCAUUAAUCAAGGCCAUAGCAAGGUCGAUUCCCAAAAGAUUAGGUCUGUGA